Molecule: messenger RNA, 152 nt
Organism: Perkinsus marinus ATCC 50983
Lineage: Eukaryota; Perkinsozoa; Perkinsida; Perkinsidae
Exons: 1
Source: RefSeq, a predicted model, not a curated record
AGCUAUACGUGGCCUCGGUUUGAGAUAAAAACUCCCGAGGUUAUAGACCGCAUUCGCCGAGCUGCUCUAUUAGCUGGUAAAGCUUUAGAUGUUGCUUUGGAUGCUGCAAACCCAGGAACUACGACAACUGAGAUAGAUGACCUGGUCAUUGA